UUGCUAUUGCUCAAAAGAUAAAGUUUAUAAACAAACAAAAAUGGCAUCCACAAACGAUGACAUGGAAAUGGAGAAGAUUGCUGAGGAUGAGCUGUCUAAAUUACAAAGACAGUUUCGUGUAAUGGAGAUAGACCGCGCAAACGUGACCAGUUGCGUACAGCCGACCCUCAGAGUGCAGACCAACAUUAUCCGAUCACUGUCCGCUGAACUGGACAACAUCAUGACUGAAUUGAGGUUGACAAAGAGUACAUCGAAUCUCCUAGACAAUGCAAAAACCCGCCAAAAACUGAUAACUCUGCUGAAAGAGCACGAGACAUGUUCCACAGAUGUGAAGGAACACCGAGCGACCAUCAACGAGCUGAACUUCCUCUUGAAACAAGUGCAAAAGGAGAUUAAGGCUUUAAGGGCGAAAGGCAUAGGCUUUGAGAAGGACUACGCUGGUGCAUUGACCAAUCAAACGAUCAUCAGCCAGUUGGAGAACCGCCUGAACACAGCGAUGAAAAAGUUCAACACGGUGAACAGUGACAACUACGCCAUGAGGCUUGAAAUCGACCGCCUCUUGCGAGACCGUCAGUUCUUCAACACAAUGUGGAAGGCUCAGAUCAAGCGGCUGAUGGAAGGCAAGGGCCAGAUCCUGGAGCUGGUGGAGCAAGCCAUCACCACGUACGACCAGCGCGAGGAGUGGUGCUCCAAGCUCGACGCGUUGAAGGAAAAAGCCGCUUUGGAUUAUAGGAAACAUUGUUUGGAAGUACGCGAGCUCCAACGCCAGCUAGACCACAGCAUGAAGCUAGAGGAGUUCUUACGCACCAAGGGCACAGUGCGACUCACCGCUGCCGACGCUAAGGCGGAGGCGAAGAGACUGGAGCAGCAAGAACAGGAGAUACGAGCGUACAACAACUACAUCAACAUACUGGACGCUAUAAGGGAGUACGCAGGAGAAGACGACGUGGACAAGUUGAUUCAGGAGUUCACGCGGCGGGAGGAGGAAAACUACGCGCUGUUCAACUACAUCAACGAGGUCAACACGGAGCUGAAGCAUUUGAGCGACAACGUUAAGAUGCUACAGAUUAACAUCCAGGAUGAGCACGCGAAACAUCAAGCAAAGUUGUUCAAACAACAAGACAGCAUCGAGACUCUCAAAGUGACGUUGGAGGAACGCCGUGCAGCCAACGUGAACCUUCAGGAGGCUUAUGAGAAGACCAGCCAGGUGCUGACUACUCUCUUGCAAGAGGUGCAGGCUUUAGCGUUGACAUCAGAGUGUGACUCAUUGCCAUUACUCAAACUGCUGGGCAAAUCGCUGGACAUUAAUCCGACCAACGCACGUCUAUACAUUAAAGGCUUGGAAAAAAAGAUUAUCGAAAUGGUUGACCUUAUAAAAUUCGAUGAGAUCGUCCAACGCCGCGCAGAGAGCAAGGAGCGAACCCCGCCUGCGUCGCGCCGCCGCCGCCGCGCGCCCCCCUCCCCACGACCUACGUCACACCAACCCUCUAUACUAGCGCGGUCUUAGUUUGAAAGAAGAAUAUUGAGAGCAAUCUCUACUGUCGGUCCCUUAUACUAGCACGUUCUUAAUUUGAAAGUAGAAUAUUGAGAGCGCUCUUUACUCUGUGUCCUGUAUACUAGCACGCUCUUAAUUUGAAAGUAGAAUAUUGAGAGCACUCUCUACUCUGUGUCCUCUAUACUAGCACGCUCUUAAUUUGAAAGUAGAAUAUUGAGAGCACUCUCUACUCUGUGUCCUCUAUACUAGCACGCUCUUAAUUUGAAAGUAGAAUAUUAAGAGCACUCUCUACUCUGUGUCCUCUAUACUAGCACGCUCUUAGUUUGAAAGUAUAAUAUUCAGAGCACUCUCUACUCUGGGUCCUCAAUACUAGCACGUUCUUAAUUUGAAAGUAGAAUAUUAAGAGCACUCUCUACUCUGUGUACUCUAUACUAGCACGCUCUUAAUUUGAAAGUAGAAUAUUGAGAGCACUCUCUAUUCUCUGUCCCUUAUACUUGCACGCUCUUAAUUUGAAAGUAGAAUAUUGAGAGAACUCUUUACUCUCUGUCCCUUAUACUAGCACGCUCUUAACUUAAACGUGUGUCAUAGUCAAGAUGUUUAUAGACCGUUGCCGCAAAGUGACCUAAACUUGUGCAUAUUAUGGUAAUAAAUGAUUGGACAAAAUAUUUGUAGUUUUUAUUAAAUCGUUUAUUAGUAAUUAAAAAAAUAACUAAAAUGGGAAUAGUAUUUAAAGUAUGAAAGCGUAA
Bicyclus anynana (squinting bush brown) is the source of this 2241-nucleotide messenger RNA. RefSeq names its product coiled-coil domain-containing protein 63-like. NCBI's taxonomy places the organism in Eukaryota, Metazoa, Arthropoda, Insecta, Lepidoptera, Nymphalidae. The coding region runs from base 41 to 1507 and encodes 488 amino acids. The transcript has 10 exons. The record is from RefSeq and is a predicted model, not a curated record.